GGAUUAAAGAGCAAAAAAAGUAGCCGCAGCACGCGCACGAGGCGCGAGGCUGCAAGCAUAGGCGUGCACCGCUGCCACAGCACCGCUGCGCAGCCGCACAGCUCAAACGCAGCGCAACGCCGGCCGGCGAGCUUCCAAAUAGAAACCAUGGCCAGGCUGCUCGUGCUGCUCACGGCAGCCACCCGCGCCGCGCACGCGCUCGAAUACUGCUCCGCCCUGAACGACGGCCAGUGCGAGACCUUGCGGGCCCACGACACGGGCGCGCCCGUCUUCCUCGACACGGGCUCGUUGGGAGGCGAGACGACCCUAGACGACUUGUUGGACACGGGAAUCAAGGAGCUCAAGUACAUGAAGGCCCACACGUCGCCGCGGAAAGCGCGCGGCGCCUCGAUGGGCGCGAAGUUCCGGAAUUUCCGGCGAGAAACGUUAGAUAUGCGCUGGGACGACGGGAGCAAGGAAGGAGUGUAUAGUGGCGACCUCGCGGGCCUGGGCCGGACCUCGACGCUGUCCUACGACGGCCACACCUUCUUCUUCAUGCUUCAUGGAGAGGAGGUCGCUCGGUUCCGGAUGAACAGUGACGAGAAUGUGUACAUCAUCGAACCUCUACCUGAUGAUCAUGAGGUCCGCAAUAGCGACCAGUACAAGGCCGCGCUCGAGGAGCGGACGUUCAUGCGCGACUACGCUAAAAGAACAGGAGUGCCUUGGUUGGCGUUCUAUCCACGGCCCAAGCCAAUUUUAAAUAUGUGGCCGGCGGAGUUCCUCGGCCAGACCCACGUCGUCGCGAGCCCCCACGCCUACACCCAUGAAGAGGGCAUCGCAGAAGGAGAUUUAGCUCUAUCCUUACAAGUCGUCAGCCACGCGCCGCAAGGGCCUCGAGUGUUCCUCGUGAGGGAGAUGCUCUCGCAAUUUGAAUGUGAUCAUAUUAUAGAGAUGGGUACCAAAGUUAUCAGAGAGUCGAUGGUCGGCCAAGGUGGGGGCUUCAAGUCCAAGACCCGCACCUCGAGAAAUGGGUGGCUCCGUCGAAGCGCCUCGCCGACGCUGGAGCGGAUCUACAAGCGCUUCGGGGACGUGCUGGGCAUCGACCACGAGUUACUCUCGUCGAACCGUAAUGCGGAGGAGUUGCAGGUGGUACGGUACCAGCAGUCGCAAGAAUACGCGCCGCACCACGACUUCGGCGACGACGGCACGCCGGAGCAGCGGUUCUUGACCUUACUGUUGUAUAUCCAACUCCCGGACAAGGGCGGGGCGACGUCGUUCCCGAAGGCCGCCGAUGGACGGGGUUUACAGGUAGUACCAGCUAGGGGCGACGCCGUGCUCUUCUACAGCAUGCUUCCUGAUGGGAAUGCGGAUGACCUCGCUUUACACGCGGGCAUGCCCAUCCACGAGGGCGAGAAGUGGGUCUGCAAUUUGUGGGUCUGGGACCCCGUGCGGAAGUAGUCGUCCGUCGCUAUCGCCUCCUAAGUCAUUGUGUUAUCGUG
Pelagomonas calceolata is the source of this 1478-nucleotide messenger RNA. NCBI's taxonomy places the organism in Eukaryota, Pelagophyceae, Pelagomonadales, Pelagomonadaceae. The record is from the annotation of a GenBank genome assembly.